AUGGAAGAAGGGGUGAAUAAUUCUGCCCACAAAUCUAUCUAUCUAUCUAUCUAUCUAUCUAUCUAUCUAUCUAUCUAUCUAUCUCACUUCAUUCGCCUUUAUCUAUCACACUUCAUUCGCAUCUAUCUAUCUAUCUAUCUAUCUAUCUAUCUAUCUAUCUAUCUAUCUAUCUAUCACACUUCAUUCGCCUUUAUCUAUCACACUUCAUUCGCAUUCAUCUAUCUAUCUAUCUAUCUAUCUAUCUAUCAUCUAUCUAUCUAUCUAUCUAUUCAUUCAUCACUUCAUUUCUAUUUUUAUCUAUCACACUUCAUUCGCAUGUAUCUAUCUAUCUAUCUAUCUAUCUAUCUAUCUAUCUAUCACCCUUCAUUCGCAUCUAUCUAUCUCAUCUAUAUAUCUAUCUGUCACACAUCAUUCGCAUAUAUCUAUCUAUCUAUCUAUCUAUCUAUCUAUCUAUCUAUCUAUCUAUAUAUAUAUAUAUUUAUCUACGAUAUUAUUAAAUUUUAA
Molecule: messenger RNA, 504 nt
Organism: Acanthosepion pharaonis
Lineage: Eukaryota; Metazoa; Mollusca; Cephalopoda; Sepiida; Sepiidae
Source: the annotation of a GenBank genome assembly